AUGAAUGGAAAAGACCGUCGUGAAAAUUGGGAGCGGCUGCUUGAACAGUUCUUCGGAUAUAUAAUAGAUUACUGUAAAAGGGAGCUUCCAUUUACAUUGGACCAGCUCAAAGAGAGCUAUCGUCGAAUGUUUCCAAUGGCGGGAGUGUUGCUACUUCCCGUGUUUGAAUCGGUCGCUAAUAUUGGCUUACGAAAUUUAUCAGAAGCGGAAAGAACCGAAAUGAUCAAUGUACUGUCCGAAAAGAAACUGGCGCUCUUUGAAGAUCUACUUUUCUUUGCUAAACGUAAUCAAGUCAUUCGCAAAACGUGA
Molecule: messenger RNA, 309 nt
Organism: Strongylus vulgaris
Lineage: Eukaryota; Metazoa; Nematoda; Chromadorea; Rhabditida; Strongylidae
Source: the annotation of a GenBank genome assembly